This is a messenger RNA of Notothenia coriiceps (black rockcod), 569 nucleotides long. It is a transcript of the gene acbd6, whose product is annotated as acyl-CoA binding domain containing 6. Gene Ontology annotation, molecular function: fatty-acyl-CoA binding. The record is from RefSeq and is a predicted model, not a curated record. Bases 225 to 569 code for a protein of 114 amino acids. The transcript has 2 exons. Gene Ontology annotation, biological process: fatty acid metabolic process. NCBI's taxonomy places the organism in Eukaryota, Metazoa, Chordata, Actinopteri, Perciformes, Nototheniidae.
GACAGUACCAGAGACGGACCAACUGUGGAAACAAAUCCGGCUGUCAGGUAUCUUUUAACGAUAUCGGAUUAAAAGAAGAAAUCCUCGCUGAAAAACUUCACAAAUAUCCUGAAGACAGACUCUCUCCUUCUUCUUAUUAACGGUCCUCAUACUUCUCAACACACCAAGUGGUCUCUGACGCUCUUGUAAAACAGUAACACAAAACAACAACAACAACAACAACAAUGGCUUCUGGUUCGUCCUCCCCGGACACCGCCACGGGCUCCGGUACCGACCCGGCCCGGCCCGACACCGGAGAGCCUCUCGGGGGGGCCGGGUCGGACUCGGACUCGGACCUGGGGCUGGAUCAGUUUGACUGCAGCGGGGGGGAGGACCGGCUGGAGGGGGACGACCUGCAGCGGGAGUUCGAGUCCGCGGCAGACCGGGUCCGGGACCUCGUCCAGACCGCCGCGAGGGACCAGCUGCUCUACCUGUACGCCCGGUACAAGCAGGCCAAAGUGGGAAAGUGCAAUACACAGAAACCUGGCUUCUUUGACUUUGAAGGACAGAGAAAAUGGUAUGUGGCCUAA